AUGAUGAUCUGCUAUUGGGUGAAGUUUACGGAUAUUCGCGUAACACUCCGGGCGUGUGACGACGGUUGGGUCGACUAUCGGGAUGAGAAAAGUUGCAAUCAGCUUAGCGAAGAGCUAGAUACUUUGCGGUACAAACUUAAUGCCACUGAAUACGUGCGUGACGUGCUAAAAAACGACCUUACUCAUACACAAAUUGAAUUAGGAAACUGUAAAUUAGAUGCAUAUAAUACCAAGAGAGAAUCGACAGAGCUUAAAAUAACAAAUGAUGUAUUGCCAGCCGUACCACUGGUGGUGAAGAGUCCAUACCUGUCCACUUGGAUGACUGGCCGACAAUUGGGAGACGAUUGGACGCGAUCCUGGAAUAAAGACAUCAGGGCUAUGGCCGGUAUGGUUCGGGUCGACGGACAGACCUUUGUGUUUAUGGGUGGUCUCGAAGGCAUUCGAGCCGUACAGUCGGGUCUUCGAGUGACUCCAACCCAAUCGGUGUUCACAUUCACCGCCGGACCCAUAGAACUGGUCGUAAACUUCUUCACUCCUAUCGAUCCGACAGAUCUCAAGCGUCUGUCACUUCCGGCCUCUUAUAUAUCAAUGAGCGCCCGAUCUAUGGAUCACAAAACACAUGAAGUCCAGGUAUAUCUGGAUAUGACUGGUGAAUGGGUUACCAGUGAUCUCAACCAAGUUGUUGAAUGGGAUGUAAGCGAAGUGAAGGGCAAAUCAAAUCUAAUUAACGGUAACUUUAGACUUAAAGAGCAAAAACAGUUUCAAGAAUAUCAAGAUUUAGCCCAAUGGGGAACCAUUAAGUUCUUCACCGACUCGACCGCCACUUAUGAGGCUAAUAGUUGUGAUACAGUAAUGCGCCCAAAGUUUAUCAAAACUGGUAAACUUGACAAUACUGUUUGCAACAAUUUCCGCAAAGUGUCGGACAAUUGGCCGGGCAUUGGGUUCGCGCGGACACUGAUUGCCGGCACCACUCAUACGGCGGCAAACACUGUGUAUUACGGCGUCGCUCACGUCAGACGACCGGCCAUUGAGUACACGGACUCAAAUCUGAACCAAUUAUGGGAAAGUUAUUUCAAUGGAGACGACAAACAGAUGAUUGACUUCUUCUAUGAAGACAGAGAGGACGCCAUUAGAAGAGCCACAGCUCUAGACACCCGUAUUGUGACCGACGCUCAGGCGGUCGGCGGCGAGAGUUAUGUUAAGGUUGUGUCCGCAGCGCUCAGACAGGCUUAUGGAGGUGUGGAAAUGGUUGGCACAGUUUGCAGGCCGUGGAUGAUGUUGAAGGAGAUCUCAUCGAGUCGUAAGUGUCAAACAGUGGACGCGAUUUACCCCCACUUUCCGGUUCAGCUAUAUCUCAAUCCAACGCUUUUGAAAUACCUUUUGGAACCACUGCUCGACUAUCAAGAGAGGGGUUUAUUCUCAAAAAAGUAUUGUUUACAUGAUUUGGGAUCUGAUUAUCCCAAAUGCAAUGGACAGGUGGGACAUGAUUUGGACAUGGAGGUCGAGGAGAGCGCUAAUAUGUUGAUCAUGAUGUCAGCCUAUGUCAGGGCCACUAAUGACAUACAGUUUGCCAAAAAGCACUACAAAAUUGCCAAACAAUGGACACAGUAUUUGGUCGAUCACGGGUUGAUCACAGGUGACGUUUUGACAACUGACGUCUAUUUGGGCCGAAUUACAAAUUCUACAAACCUUUCGGUCAAAGCCAUUGUAGGCAUCGGAGCGAUGGCACAGUUGGCUGAAAUCUACGAACAACAGGACGAGUGGUACCAACAGGUGAUGAAUGUCUACGGCUUGUCGUUAGGCUGUGAAAAACAGGACACAAAGUUUGAUUGGAUUAUGUUUACGGCCGCCGCGUCUGGCGAUACAAAACUGCGGCAAUUAUUGUUCGAUCGGACGGCCAAAUGGUUGCGCGAAACGCCGACUCGAGUGCCCUUUUCUGACUACGCAAACACUAUUACCGGCUAUUCAUCCGGUUUUGUGAAUCGCCCCGUAAUCGGCGGUGUAUUCGCGCCGUUGACUCUUAAACACUGAUUAAUUUUCUCACUUUGAACACUA
Molecule: messenger RNA, 2055 nt
Organism: Medioppia subpectinata
Lineage: Eukaryota; Metazoa; Arthropoda; Arachnida; Sarcoptiformes; Oppiidae
Source: the annotation of a GenBank genome assembly